UGGGCCUCUGCUCAUCACUUUAUUAGUUACAUCGUGUCUAUAGUCAGAACAGACUGGAGUUACUGUAGGCUUGUGUUGACAGCUCAGACAUACUCAUGAUGAACUGAUGGAGGAGCUCAGUGUCAAAGUGGUCGUUGCAGAGGCAGUCAAUGGAGGGACAGACAUCUCUCAGAUUUCAUCUAAAAGAUUUUCACUUGUGUUUCGAAGAUGAACAACAUGAGGUUCAGGGCUUAGAAAUGGACCCUUCUCUUCUUGAAUCUCCUUUGUCGUCCCCAGCAUCACCUGUCCCCACAGCGUUCUCUGCAUCUGGGCACACCAUUCAUCCAGGUUCCGCAUCUUCAAAGCUGAGCUCCUACCCUUCAGCAAUGACUCCACCCCCACACCUUGCCUCAAAGACAGGUCGAUCCCAGCUGAAUGCAGCCAGCAAUUCCCACACUGCCUUUCCAAGACAAUCAUCUUUUCCUCCACAGGGGGAAAUCCCAGAGGAGCUAAGCAUUGAUGAUCUUAAACAGAAGGCAAAGAAUGGGGAUGCCAAAGCACAGACAGAGAUUGGUAGAUAUUACCUGAGAUUAGCCGAGCAAGAAGACGAAGAAGUAAAUUCUGUCACCGCGGUAACAUGGCUACUCCAGGCGGCGAAAAAUGGACGGAAAGAUGCAGUGAAACUGCUACAGCGCUGCCUGCAUGACAGGAGGGGCAUCACAGCUGAGAACAGAGAGGAGGUGUGUUCCCUGGCAUGUGAAUCUCGUUUUCAGCGCAGUGUAAGGAAAGCAGCUCUGCUCAUGUACUGGAAACUCAAUCCAGAGAGGAAGAAAAACAUCACUGCCUCUGAACUUCUGGAAAAUGUCAGCCAGCUCAACACUGAGACAGGGUCGACUGUAAAUAUCUUUAGAACAUAUGUUGUGUGUCCUGCUCCUCCAGAUGGUGCUCCCAGCAGCCCUCUCUCAAGCCCAGCACAGAAACAAAAAAAAAUUUUGGAGAGUUUGGUCUCAAGAGAUGGGGCUGGAUAUGUAGGUGUAGAAGAGUUUGUUGAGAAUACUAAACAAUACGCUGAGGGUAUUUCACCAACACCUGCCAUGGAAGCAGGAGGGGAUGAUGAUGAUGACGAUGAUGAAGGGCCAGUAAAGAACCCCGAUGAACUGCCUUUGCAUCAGAAGGUGUUGAAGUUUCCCCUUCAUGCAGUGUUGGAGGUGAAAGAGGUGUUGAUUGACUGGGCAUCCCGUGCGGGCAUGCAGUGGAUUAGCGCCCUCAUACCUACUCAUCACAUCAAUACCCUCAUCUUCUUCUUCAUCAUCUCCAACCUAACCCUAGAGUUCUUUGUCCUUGUCAUUCCUCUUAUUAUAUUCUACCUAUCUUUUGUGUCAAUGGUAAUCUGUACUCUCCGAGUCUUUCAGAACAGCAAGGCAUGGGAGAACUUUCGAGCGUUGACGGCCAUGUUGUCUCAUUUUGAGCCAGGCAUAGACCUUGAGCAGGCAGAGUCAAACUUCACAUGGAACCACCUUGAGCCAUACCUCUACUUCCUCCUUUCUUCACUUUUCCUCAUCCUUUCGUUUCCCGUCGCAGACAAGUCCUGGUUGCCAUGUUCGGAACUGGCUACGGUUGCAGUCUUCUUCACUGUAAGCGGCUACUUAAGCCUGCGACCAGCAGCGCAGCAGCAUUCCAAACUUGCUCUGCUCUCCCAGGUUGCCUCCGCCAUUUCUGCGUUAAUGAAUCAGUUGCUGGGAGGCUGGGUGGGUCGAAUAGUUGGUGGCGCUUGGUUCAACAUGCACCUUGGCGACUGGUUGGUACUGCAUGUGGGUGUGCCUUGUUUUCUGUAUUUUUACCUCCUGUAUUUGUGUACCCGAAUGGCCACAGCAGGUGGUGCACGUGGCACCUACUGUGUGCUGCUGCCCUACCUGGUGUGCUUCAUCUGGUGUGAACUGUCUGUCACGCUGUUGCAAGAGUCUACUGCAUUGGGGCUAAUGCGCACAGCUGUGGGCUACCUCCUUUUCUUCUUUGCUUUGCCGGUACUAUCGCUGGCUCUAGCAGCCAUAAUGCUGGUGCAGCUGGUGCAAUGGUUCCUCGCCCUGGAACUGACCAAAAUGGUUGUAACAGUGUGUGUUUUUGUGCUGCCUGUCUUGUUGCACUGGUGGACACGUUUUAGUGUGUCGCCUUUGGCAGUUCUGCACUUUUUGCGGCGUAGCAGCGUGGUCAAGUUGAUCCUUGUGUGGAUUUCAGCUCUGGUGCUCUUCAGCUGGUUCUAUGUGUACCGUUCUGAGGGGAUGAAGGUAUACAACUCCACCUUGACUUGGCAGGAGUACAGCGACCUGUGUGGCCCUCGUGCUUGGAAGGAGCAUAACAUGGCACACGCCCAGAUCCUCUGCAGCCACUUGGAGGGACACCGGGUGACAUGGGAGGGUCGGUUUAAGUACGUUCGCGUCACUGAGAUCGAGAAUGGAGCGCAAGCUGUCAUCAACCUUCUGCCGGUUUUUAUAGCAGACUGGGCCCGAUGUCUAUACGGUGAGGAGUACCCUGCCUGUGAUGAGACCCAGCCGGGACCCGCUGAACCGCUGUGUCAGCUCAAGGCGCUUGCAAAGCAUAAGUGCCAUGUCAAACGUUUUGACCACUACAAGUUUGAAGUGACCAUGGGGAUGCCGCAGAAGGGGCGCAAUGGGGCACAAGAUUUUGAUGAUGCCACCAAAGACAUUGUACUUCGGGCUAGUAGUGAAUUCAGACACGUCCUAUUGGCACUCAGCUCAGGCAGUAUGGUGGAGUUUAGCACGGUACUUGAAGGUAGACUGGGCAGCAAAUGGCCAGUGUUUGAACUCAAGGCCUUGCACUGCAAGACAUGUGCCUCACCACUUGUACCAAUACGACGACAGGUCAAGAUUGAGCAGGACUGGAGGGUUAAAGCCCGAAAUGCCUUUGCUUUUGCUUUCAAUUUCCUGUUCCACCCUCUGCUUUCGGCUGAGGUAGACAUUACAGUAGCUACUACAGAAGUAUCUGUGUGAAGCUAGUGGUUGACCAUUGGCAUACACUUCAGUAUUAGAAAAGAAAACUGUUGAGAUUUGAUAAAGUGCUUUUGAUAAAAGCGCUAUUAAAACGGCAAA
Messenger RNA from Ctenopharyngodon idella (grass carp), 3086 nucleotides. It is a transcript of the gene wfs1b, whose product is annotated as Wolfram syndrome 1b (wolframin). Gene Ontology annotation, molecular function: protein binding. Lineage: Eukaryota; Metazoa; Chordata; Actinopteri; Cypriniformes; Xenocyprididae. The coding region runs from base 150 to 2987 and encodes 945 amino acids. Gene Ontology annotation, biological process: endoplasmic reticulum unfolded protein response; calcium ion homeostasis. The record is from RefSeq and is a predicted model, not a curated record. The transcript has 9 exons. Gene Ontology annotation, cellular component: endoplasmic reticulum membrane; endoplasmic reticulum.